AAGCUCCGCUAUCUUUAGCACUGCCGCGGAUUACAGUGCGCAGUGUGUCACAGACUGCGUCGCGUUCAUUCUCCCGUUGCCAGUCGCGGUGUGUGGUCUACUUUGCACACAAAAAAAAAGCAAGCAAGACCAAGGCAAAAAAAAACCCCGCAAAGAACAUACAAACAGAAGACAGGAGCGAUGGGGGAAUGACAAGAAACGCCGUCGCCGUCAGCGGUUCGCCGUCACCUAGAAGACCCCAAGGAUGCCGCCGCCUCCGCUGCUCUCCAGCCCGCAGAACGGGCGCCUGCGCCGGGCCUCGCUGCUGCUGCUGCUCGCCGCGGUCCUCCUCAGUGGCGUCGCCGUCCGCGGCAGCCCUCCCGCUGGCAGUAAGUGCCCUCUCCAUAUAGAUUGUGCUAAAGAGGGACGCCACUUCUGCAGGCCUGGCUCCUCCCGAUGUGGCCCCUGCCUCUCGCCAUUGGAGGAGAACAAGGAAGGUCGCUGCGUGGUGAGGAAGAGGCACCAUCAGCAUGGUAAAGUGGCGUUCUACCCGGACGUGGAUGAAGAGAUCGAUUACAUUCACUCCGUCAUUGAAAAACAGGAAGUGACAGAGAUCAAACCACCAAAGCGAACCAAACACCCUGUGGCCGCGGCAGCUGCAGAUAAAAGCGAGACGGGUGCCUCCGAACCCAAACAGACAAACCAGGCACGUCUCUUGACUGAGACCCUCAACACCACCACUUCAGCCCCCGCCGUCUCCGGCCCUCCCAACACGCCAGCCCCCCGGCCCGGGGCCCCUGGCGUUCUGGGCCGAAUUGGACCCAUAGCUGUGCCGACAUCCAAAAGUGACAACAUCAUCGUCGUUGUGAUUUCGCUGUGCGUGGUGGUCGGCACUGCGGCCGUGAUCCUGGCAACUGUCUGUUACGUCAAGUUGCAGAGAAACUCCCGUUUGGCUCAGAAGGUGGACUACCCUGCUUUCAAAGGGGCCGGCGUAGCCGCUACCGCAGCCAACGCGCCAUCUGUGGGGGACAACACUUUGGCUCAAAGCGCUCAAAUGUAUCACUACCAACAUCAAAAACAGCAGAUGCUCUCGAUGGGAAAUAACAAACCCGAGCAGAAGGUCCUCGACUCCGAGGUCACGUCCGACGAGGAGGAAGUGGGCGGAGACUUCACGGUGUACGAGUGUCCCGGACUCGCGCCGACCGGAGAGAUGGAAGUGAAGAACCCGCUGUUUGACGACUCCACUUUGCAUUAUCAGGGGAAUUCUUGAACACCUCUCACACACAUAUUUACACACAGGUAUACAAGCCACUUCUCUGGAGGAAACCACUUGAUCUCACAUUGCAUGCAAAUAGAAAUGGAGGAUACUGGCAGAGGUGAUAAAAAAAAUAAAAUAAAGAAGAUUGUUUUCUUGUUGCCCCUCUACUAUAUCUGCCCCCAUAAUGGCAUUUAUCACUACAGAUGUAUGUUGGGCUCCUUGUUAAUUUAUUUCUGACCCAAUGUUAUCAGAGUCGUCCCGGAUUUCGUCUCUGAGUUGAGAUUUUUCCCUCCACCGUUUGUUACUUUCCUUCAUUUCUGCAGCUAUUUCCAAAGAAUGUGAUCCAACAGCAGACGUCUACAACACACCGAGACAGACACACACACACACACAUACAUAAGCAGAAAAACAGGUGCCCUCUCCUUGUUUUGUCAUGCAUAGCUACCGUCUAAACCACAUUCCUGACAGAUCAAAUCUCUGCGAUACCUCUGUAAAAACUCCCUAACACAACACAAGGUUGUUACUGUUGGUGUUGCCGAUUUUAUUCAUUGUCAUAAAGGCUGCACAUAAAGAUUUUAAGAUUAUAGAAUAUAAAUAUAUAUAUAUAUAUGAAAAUGAAGUACUUGAUGACGUCUGUUUGCAUGGUUUGACUUACUGUGUUUGAUUAAUGCUUUGCUGAACUAUUCGGCCUCCUGUAUGUAUGCAUCUUGUUGCUGAAGGAGGAACGUACAGUAAAAGCGACUUCGGAGCACUUGAAUGAAGUUUUGGUGACGGACUAUACUGAUGGAUGCGUAGGUGGUAAAUAUCACUCUGUUGUAUUGUCGCUCUUUCCUCGCUAUCUUCUCGUCGGGCCCAGGUUAACUUCUUGCUGCAAAAUGUACAUACAAAGAGUGAAUGUGUUCACUUUUAUAGAUAUUUGUACAUGCAGACCAAGGAUUGGAAUUAAAAUUUUUACCACAUGUGGAAAUUA
Molecule: messenger RNA, 2207 nt
Organism: Gasterosteus aculeatus aculeatus (three-spined stickleback)
Lineage: Eukaryota; Metazoa; Chordata; Actinopteri; Perciformes; Gasterosteidae
Gene: npdc1a
Product: neural proliferation, differentiation and control, 1a
Cellular component (GO): membrane
Source: RefSeq, a predicted model, not a curated record